Molecule: messenger RNA, 1200 nt
Organism: Rasamsonia emersonii CBS 393.64
Lineage: Eukaryota; Fungi; Ascomycota; Eurotiomycetes; Eurotiales; Trichocomaceae
Product: 6-hexanolactone hydrolase
Exons: 4
Coding region: 1-1200 (399 amino acids)
Molecular function (GO): hydrolase activity
Source: RefSeq, a predicted model, not a curated record
AUGACCACUGGCGACAACCCUGGCGACGACUAUCCUCCGCGCCUGUCUGUCGCGGAGAAAGCAUCCCUCUGCUGCACUCUGCUCGCCUCCGCUACCAGCACGCUUCUUGUCCAUGGCACCAAGGGCAUCUUUCGCGGCCGGAAAGGCGCAAAGCACUACAGUGUGCAUCUGGCGCAUGCCCUGGUCCGGACCUUGAACGAUACCCUGACUACGCGGCAGUAUCAGUAUUUGCUCCCGCCAACGUAUCAAACGUACGAGGCUUAUGCAAAGCGGAAAAAGUUCCAGCCAGAAACGGUCCGUCUGCCCAGGUACGGUGGCAUGGGACACUGGCUAGGGAGCAAGACUGCCAAAAACGUGCUUUUCUCUGCAAAAGGAGGCGGUUUCGCGCUCAGCGCCAACGACCUCUAUUUCGAUUUCUGCUGGGAUCUCAUCCAAAGCCUGCAUGCUGCCGGCCACGACCUCUCCGUGUUCUUUGUCUCGUACACUCUGACCCCCCAUGCCAUCUAUCCGACCCAGUUGAAGCAGUGCGUCGAGGCCCUGCGCUACAUCCUCCGCGAAGCUGGCUUUUCGCCCGAAAACGUCUUCCUGGGCGGUGACUCGGCUGGUGCCAACGUUGCGCUGGCUGUCCUCUUGCACGUCUCCCAUCACCCUCAUCCUGAGAUCAUCGCCGACGAGGCCGACGACAGCAAAGACCAAGACGCCCGUCUCGAUCUCUCUCUCUCCGCGAGCGGUGACAACGACUCCUACUACCUCGGCGGGAUCUUCUGUCUGGGACCCUGGGUCGAUUUCAACUUCGACCGCCCGUCCGAGAAGACGAACCGGUUCAAGGACUGCCUGUCGAAAAAGUCUGAGCAGGCCUGGGCGCGCGAGUACGUCAACGGACGGAACCCAGACGGGUGGAACGAGCCAGCCGUCGCGCCGGCAGAGUGGUGGAAGGGCGUGCGAGUGCGCGAGUUCCUGAUCCUGGCUGGGUCGGAUGAGAUUCUGCUUAGUGGGAUCGGGGAGUUUGCUGAGAAGGUCCAGUCCAUGUUCCCCCGCCUAACGUUUUUCAUCGGCCAGGACGAAGGCCACGUCUCGCCGAUCGUUGACCGGGGCCUGUUCGGCAAGAAGCAGAGGGCCCGCAUCCAGACGGCUCAGGUGUUGAAGACGUGGUUCGCAGAGCGACUGCUGUCUAGAAGAUCGGCUGAAGCUGGAUCGUAA